Lynx canadensis (Canada lynx) is the source of this 12722-nucleotide messenger RNA. It is a transcript of the gene BSN, whose product is annotated as bassoon presynaptic cytomatrix protein. Gene Ontology annotation, cellular component: cytoskeleton of presynaptic active zone; glutamatergic synapse; GABA-ergic synapse. Gene Ontology annotation, molecular function: structural constituent of presynaptic active zone; metal ion binding. Gene Ontology annotation, biological process: presynaptic active zone assembly; protein localization to synapse. The transcript has 12 exons. The coding region runs from base 1 to 11766 and encodes 3921 amino acids. The record is from RefSeq and is a predicted model, not a curated record. NCBI's taxonomy places the organism in Eukaryota, Metazoa, Chordata, Mammalia, Carnivora, Felidae.
AUGGGCAACGAGGCCAGCCUGGAGGGCGGCGCUGGCGACGGGCCACUGCCGCCCGGAGGCCCGGGCCCUGGCCCCGGCCCCGGCCCCGGCCCGGGCGCGGGGAAGCCGCCUUCAGCACCUGCUGGCGGCGGACAGCUCCCCGCUGCUGGCGCGGCGAGGGCGACCGCAGGACCACCGGGCCCAAGUCCUGGCCCCGGCCCCGGCCCGGGCCCUGGCCCAGGUCCCGGAAGGAGACUGGACCCCAAGGAGCCCCCGGGUAGCCAGAGAGCAGCUUCCCCAACCCCGAAGCAGGCUUCUGCUACUGCUCCCGGCCGCGAGAGCCCCCGGGAGACGAGGGCACAGGGCCCAGCAGGCCAGGAGGCUGAUGGCCCGCGCAGGACACUGCAGGUAGACAGCAGGACGCAGAGAUCAGGGCGGUCACCCUCUGUGUCACCGGACAGAGGCAGCACCCCCACAUCACCCUACUCCGUCCCCCAGAUCGCCCCCCUUCCCAGCAGCACUCUGUGUCCCAUAUGUAAGACCUCGGACCUCACGUCGACCCCCAGCCAGCCAAACUUCAACACCUGCACCCAGUGUCACAACAAGGUCUGCAACCAGUGUGGGUUCAACCCCAACCCUCACCUCACCCAGGUGAAGGAGUGGCUCUGUCUGAACUGCCAGAUGCAGAGGGCUCUGGGGAUGGACAUGACCACUGCGCCUCGCUCCAAGAGCCAGCAGCAACUGCACUCCCCAGCCCUGUCUCCUGCCCAGUCCCCAGCCAAACAGCCCCUGGGGAAGCCGGAGCAAGAGAGAUCGCAGGGCCCAGGGGCACCACAGCCAGGCCUCCGCCAGGCUGAGACAUCCAGGGCCACCUCAGUGCCGGGGUCUGCCCAAGCAGCUGCCCCUCCAGAGGUGGGGAGGGCGUCUCCUCAGCCUCCUCUCCCCAUCAAGCCUUCCACAGCGGAUCCCAGGCCACCUGCAGGAGAGGCCCUGGCCAAAAGUGCCACCACAGUGCCCUCUGGGCCUGGUGCUGCUGAGCAGACCCAGGAGGGCCUCACUGGGAAGCUCUUUGGCCUUGGAGCAUCACUGCUGACCCAGGCGAGUACCCUCAUGUCUGUGCAGCCCGAGGCUGAGCCCCAGGGCCAAGUGGCUCCCAGCAAAGGGCCACCUAAGAUUGUCUUCAGUGAUGCCAGCAAGGAGGCUGGCCCAAGACCCCCAGGCUCAGGACCUGGGCCUGGGCCAGCACCUGGAGCCAAAACUGAGCCUGGAGCCAGACCAGGUCCUGGAUCGGGGCCUGGAGCCCUGGCAAGAACUGGGGGAACAACCAGUCCAAAACAUGGCAGAGUGGAACACCAGGCAGCGACCAAGGCUACUGCCAAGCCAAAGACCACGCCGAAGGAAAGGGCCACUUGCCCACUGUGCCAAGCUGAGCUCAACGUGGGCAGCAAGGGCCCAGCCAACUAUAACACCUGCACCACCUGCAAGCUCCAGGUGUGCAACCUGUGUGGCUUCAACCCAACGCCCCACCUGGUAGAGAAAACCGAGUGGCUCUGUCUCAACUGCCAAACUAAGCGGCUACUAGAAGGCAGCCUGGGAGAGCCGACCCCCCUGCCGCUGCCCACCUCACAGCAGCCCCCCUCGGGGGCCCCUCUUCGUGCAGCUGGAGCAGCCCCUCUGAAGCAGAAAGGGCCACAGGGGCUGGGCCAGCCAUCGGGCCCCCUGCCUGCCAAGGCCAGUCCCCUGCCCACCAAGGCCAGCCCCCAGGCCAAGCCCCUCAAGGCUUCUGAACCUAGCAGGACCCUGAGCAGUGCCCAGGAAAAGAAGACAGGAAUCCCAGCUAAAGCCGAGCCUGGGCCGAAACCACCUCCGGAGACUACCCUGCCCCCUGGGACUCCUAAAGCAAAGACGGGGACCCGGAGGACUGAACCUGCCACGCCUGUCGUCAAGGCUGUUCCAGAAGCCCCCAAGGGUGGGGAGGCAGAGGAGCUGGCAGGCAAGCCUUAUUCUCAGGACCUGUCUCGGAGCCCACAGAGCCUCAGUGACACAGGCUAUUCGUCCGACGGCAUCUCCAGCUCCCAGAGCGAGAUCACAGGCGUUGUACAGCAGGAGGUAGAGCAGCUGGACAGCGCAGGGGUAACAGGGCCUCGCCCGCCCAGCCCCUCCGAGCUCCACAAGGUGGGGAGCAGCCUGCGGCCUUCGCUGGAGGCCCAGGGCCCAGCCCCCAGGGGCGAGCAGAGCAAGCCACCCAGGAGCAGUGGUGAGGAGCAGAAACGGAGGCCCCACUCCUUGUCCAUCAUGCCUGAGGCCUAUGACUCCGAUGAGGAACUGGAGGAUAUCUUGGAGGAGGAGGAAGACUCUCUGGAGUGGGGGCGCCAGAGGGAGCAGCAGGACACAGCCGAGUCAUCAGAUGACUUUGGCAGCCAGUUGAGGCACGACUACGUGGAGGACAGCAGUGAGGGUGGCCUGUCCCCUCUCCCACCCCAGCCCCCAGCCCGGGCAGCAGAACUGACCGACGAGGAGUUCAUGCGACGACAGAUACUGGAGAUGAGCGCCGAAGAAGACAACCUGGAAGAGGAUGACGUUGCCCCCUCUGGGCAUGGCCUGGCCAAACAUGGCACCCAGAAGGGUGGCCCCAGGCCCCGGCCUGAGCCCAGCCAAGACCCAGCAGUGCUGCCCAAGAGACGUCUGCCGCAUAACGCCACUACAGGCUACGAGGAGCUGCUCUCUGAGGCAGGCCCAGCCGAGGCCAGCAAUGGCACUGGGGCCCUACAGGGGGGUCUCCGCCGCUUCAAGACCAUUGAGCUUAAUAGCACGGGCAGCUAUGGCCAUGAGCUGGACCUGGGCCAAGGUCCCGACCCCAGCCUGGAGCGGGAGCCGGAGCUGGAAAUGGAGAGCCUGACAGGCUCGCCAGAGGACCGCUCCCGUGGGGAGCACUCCUCCACACUGCCUGCCUCCACACCCAGCUACACUUCGGGCACCUCUCCCACCUCCCUGUCCUCCCUGGAGGAGGACAGCGAUAGCAGCCCCAGCCGCCGGCAGCGACUAGAAGAAGCAAAGCAGCAGCGCAAGGCUCGGCACCGCUCACAUGGGCCCCUGCUGCCCACCAUCGAGGACUCCUCGGAGGAGGAGGAGCUGCGGGAGGAGGAGGAGCUGCUACGGGAGCAGGAGAAGAUGCGGGAGGUGGAACAGCAGCGUAUCCGCAGCACGGCCCGCAAGACACGGCGAGACAAGGAAGAACUGCGGGCCCAGCGGCGGCGCGAGCGCUCCAAGACCCCCCCGAGCAACCUGUCCCCCAUCGAGGAUGCCUCCCCGACUGAGGAGCUGAGGCAGGCAGCUGAGAUGGAGGAGCUCCAUCGCUCCUCCUGCUCCGAGUACUCGCCCUCCCCUUCCCUUGACUCGGAGGCUGAAGCCCUGGAUGGUGGCCCCACCCGGCUCUACAAGUCAGGCAGUGAGUACAACCUGCCCACCUUCAUGUCCCUCUACUCGCCAACUGAGACGCCCUCAGGCAGCUCCACCACUCCCAGCUCCAGCCGGCCCCUGAAGAGCGCAGAGGAGGCCUAUGAGGAGAUGAUGCGCAAGGCCGAGCUGCUCCAGCGGCAACAGGGCCAGGUGGCAGGUGGCCCCUCUCAGCCCACUGGUACCCGGAGCCAGGGUGCCUUUGAGUACCAGGACACCCCCGACCAGGACUAUGGCAGGGCUGCACAGCCUGCCCCUGAGGGCACACCGGCCAGCCUGGGGACAGCCGUGUAUGAGGAGAUCCUUCAGACAUCACAGAGCAUUGCCCGCAUGCGGCAGGCCUCCUCCCGGGACUUGGCCUUUGCGGAGGACAAGAAGAAGGAGAAGCAGUUUCUGAAUGCCGACAGUGCGUACAUGGACCCAAUGAAGCAAAAUGGCGGCCCACUCACCCCUGGUACCAGUCCCACCCAGCUGGCUGCCCCUGUGUCCUUCUCCACCUCCACCUCCUCAGAUAGCAGUGGUGGCCGAGUCAUUCCUGAUGUCCGUGUUACUCAGCAUUUUGCAAAGGAGCCUCAGGACCCCCUCAAGCUUCACAGCUCUCCUGCCUCCCCCAGCUCUGCCUCCAAGGAGGUAGGCAUAUCCUUUUCCCAGGGCCCUGGCACCCCAGCCACCACAGCUGUGGCUCCUUGUCCAGCCAGCCUGUCACGAGGUUAUAUGACUCCAACCUCCCCAGCAGGCUCUGAGCGUAGCCCUUCACCGUCUGCUGUAGGCCACAGCUAUGGACAGAGCCCAGCCACUGCGAACUACGGGUCCCAAACUGAGGAGAUACCCCAGGCCCUCAGCGGCGCCACUGCCAGUGGACGGGCUGCCAGAGACAAGCCCCUGAGUGUGAGUGAUGGCGAGAGCGGCCCCCACAAGGCCUCCCGGGGAUAUUCCUACUUCGCAGGCUCCAGCCCACCUCUCUCUCCAUCUUCUCCUUCAGAGAGUCCCACAUUCUCCCCUGGCAAGCUGGGCCCAAGGGCCACAGCCGAGUUCUCUACACAGACGCCAAGCCCGACCCCUGCCUCGGACAUGCCUCGGAGCCCUGGUGCCCCGACCCCAACACCCAUGGUGGCUCAGGGCACACAAACGCCACACCGGCCCAGCACACCUCGCCUGGUGUGGCAGCAGCCCUCUCAGGAGGCCCCUUUCAUGGUCAUCACUCUGGCAUCAGAUGCCUCCAGCCAGACCAGGAUGGUACAUGCCAGUGCCUCCACCUCCCCAGUGUGUUCGCCCACUGACACCCAGCCCACCACCCACAGCUAUAGCCAGACAACACCUCCGAGUAUGUCCCAGCUGCCCCCAGAGCCACCUGGGCCACCUGGCUUCCCGCGGGCACCCAGUGCUGGCGCGGAUGGGCCCUUGGCAGUCUAUGGCUGGGGCGCCCUCCCUGCUGAGAACAUCUCCCUGUGCCGGAUCUCCUCUGUCCCUGGAACGUCUAGGGUGGAGCCAGGCCCUAGGCCUCCAGGCAGUGCCGUGGUAGACCUUCGCACAGCUGUCAAGCCUACUCCUAUCAUCCUUACUGACCAGGGCAUGGACCUGACCUCUCUUGCCGUGGAAGCGAGAAAGUACGGCCUUGCCCUGGAUCCAAUCCCAGGACGGCAGUCGACUGCUGUACAGCCUUUGGUCAUCAACCUCAAUGCCCAGGAGCAGACCCAUGCCUUCCUCAGCACCGCCACCACCGUGAGCAUCACCAUGGCCUCAUCUGUGCUCAUGGCUCAGCAAAAGCAGCCUGUGGUCUAUGGAGACCCCUUCCAGAGCCGGCUUGACUUUGGUCAGGGUGCGGGUAGCCCUGUGUGCCUGGCCCAGGUCAAGCAGGUAGAGCAGGCCGUCCAGACAGCCCCAUACCGAGGCGGGCCCCGUGGAAGACCUAGGGAGACCAAGUUUGCCAGGUAUAACCUGCCCAACCAGGUAGCACCUCUGGCCAGAAGGGACGUUUUAAUCACUCAGAUGGGCAGUGCCCAGAGUGUUGGCCUCAAAUCGGGCCCAGUGGCAGAGCCUGGUGCCGAACCCCACCGGGCUGCCCCUGCAGAGCUGCGGUCACACGCUGCUCCAGGUGCCAGGAAGCCACACACAGUGGUGGUGCAGAUGGGAGAGGGCACAGCAGGCACUGUGACCACACUGCUCCCAGAGGAACCUGCAGGUGCCCUGGACCUCACUGGGAUGAGGCCUGAGAGCCAGAUGGCUUGCUGUGACAUGGUCUACAAGUUCCCCUUUGGCAGUAGCUGCACAGGCACCUUCCACCCCACCCCCAGCGCUCCUGAGAAGAGUGUGUCAGACGUUGCCCUACCUGGCCAGAGCAGCGGCCCCUUCUACAGUCCCCGGGACCCUGAGCCUCCUGAACCCCCUACCUACCGGGCACAGGGGGUAGUGGGGCCUGGGCCCCACGAGGAGCAGAGGCCCUACCCACAGGGCCUCCAUGGCAGGCUAUACUCCUCCAUGUCUGACACCAAUUUGGCAGAGGCUAGCCUCAACUACCAUGCCCACAGGAUUGGGCAGCUCUUCCAGGGCCCUGGACGAGACUCAGCUGUGGAUCUCAGCUCGCUGAAGCAUUCCUACAGCCUGGGCUUUGUGGAUGGACGCUACCUUGGGCAGGGCUUGCAGUAUGGCUCGUACACAGACCUGCGUCAUCCCACAGACGUUUUGACUCACCCACUUCCCAUGAGGCGCUACAGUUCAGUGUCAAACAUCUACUCAGACCACAGGUAUGGCCCACGGGGAGAUGCAGCUGGCUUCCAGGAGGCCAGUCUGGCCCAGUACAGUGCCACCACUGCCCGUGAGAUCAGCCGUAUGUGUGCUGCCCUCAACUCCAUGGACCAGUAUGGAGGGCGGCAUGGCAGUGGUGGUGGUGGCCCUGACCUCAUGCAGUAUCAGCCCCAGCCCGGGCCUGGGCUCAGCGCUCCCCAGGGUCUGGCUCCCCUCAGACCUGGCCUCCUUGGGAACCCCACCUUCCCAGAGGGCCACCCAAGUCCUGGGAACCUGGCCCAGUACAGGCCUACGGUAGGCCAGGGAACAGCAGUCAGACAGCUGUUGCCAUCCACAGCCACCGUGCGUGCAGCCGACGGCAUGAUCUACUCGACUAUCAACACUCCAAUUGCUGCAACACUGCCCAUAACCACCCAGCCCGCCUCAGUACUGCGGCCCAUGGUGCGCCGUGGCAUGUACAGGCCUUACGUGUCGGGUGGGGUCACAGCUGUGCCGCUCACCAGCCUGACACGCAUGCCCGUGAUUGCCCCCCGGAUACCUCUUGGGCCCACAGGGCUGUACCGAUAUCCUGCACCAAGUAGAUUCCCCGCUGCUUCCAGCAUUCCACCUGCUGAGGGUCCUGUGUACCUGGGGAAACCUGCUGCUGCUAAGGCCCCAGGGGCUGGGGGCCCACCAAGGCCAGAGCUGCCAACAGGGGCAGCUCGGGAAGAGCCUCUUUCCACAGCCACCCCUGCUGCCGCCAAAGAGGCUGUAGCAGCCCCACCCCCAGCCCCAGCCCCUCUGGCCAGCCAGAAGCCGCAGGUAGAUGCUGCUCCCGGGGGCGGCAGCGGGGCCCUCAGCCGGCCAGGGCUGGAGAAGGAGGAAGCUGCGCAGGAGGAGCGACAGCGGAAACAGCAGGAGCAGCUGCUGCAGCUGGAGCGGGAGCGGGUGGAGUUGGAGAAGCUGCGACAACUGCGGCUGCAGGAGGAGCUGGAGCGGGAGCGGGUGGAGCUGCAGCGGCACCGUGAGGAAGAGCAGCUCCUGGUGCAGCGGGAGCUGCAGGAGCUGCAGACCAUUAAGCACCAUGUGCUGCAGCAGCAACAGGAGGAACGGCAGGCCCAGUUCGCCCUGCAGAGGGAGCAGCUGGCACAGCAGCGUCUGCAGCUGGAGCAGAUCCAGCAGCUGCAGCAGCAGCUGCAGCAGCAGCUAGAGGAACAGAAGCAGCGGCAGAAGACCCCCUUCCCCGUGGCCUGCGAGGCACCUGGCCGAGGGCCUGCCCCAGCUGCCACGGAGCUGGCUCAGAAUGGCCAGUACUGGCCACCCCUGACCCACACAGCCUUCAUCGCCGUGGCGGGGCCGGAGGGGCCUGGGCAGCCUCGGGAGCCCGGGCUGCAUCGGGGCCUCCCUAGCUCUGCCUCGGACAUGUCACUGCAGACAGAGGAGCCGUGGGAGGCAGGCCGCAGCGGCCUCAAGAAGCGGCACUCUAUGCCUCGCCUGCGGGACGCCUGCGAGCCAGAGUCAGGGCCCGAGCCCUGCGCGGUCAGGAGGAUUGCAGACAGCAGCGUGCAGACAGACGAGGAGGAUGGGGAGGGCCGCUACCUCCUGAGCCGGCGGCGCCGGGUGCGGCGGAGUGCGGACUGCAGCGUGCAGACUGAUGACGAGGACAGUGCCGAGUGGGAGCAGCCGGUGCGCCGCCGCCGGUCCCGGCUUUCCCGCCACUCAGAUUCCGGCUCCGACAGCAAGCAUGAUGCUGCCGCCUCAUCGUCCCCUGCAACCGCUGCUGCGAGGGCCACGAGCAGCGUGGGCAUCCAGACCAUCAGUGACUGCUCUGUGCAGACGGAGCCUGACCAGCUGCCCAGAGUCUCUCCAGCCAUCCACAUCACAGCCGCUACUGACCCCAAGGUGGAGAUCGUCAGGUACAUCUCGGCGCCAGAGAAGACUGGACGCGGGGAGAGCCUGGCCUGCCAGACGGAGCCCGAGGGGCAGGCCCAGGGUGUGGUUGGGCCGCAGCUUGUAGGGCCAACUGCCAUCAGCCCUUACCUGCCUGGCAUCCAGAUCGUCACCCCAGGGCCCCUCGGCAGAUUCGAAAAAAAGAAGCCAGAUCCCCUGGAGAUUGGAUACCAGGCCCAGCUGCCCCCGGAGUCCCUGUCACAGCUCGUGAGCCGCCAGCCUCCCAAGUCCCCCCAGGUCCUCUACUCACCGGUCUCACCCCUGUCCCCACACCGGCUCCUGGACACCUCCUUUGCUUCCAGUGAGAGGCUGAACAAGGCUCACGUGAGUCCCCAGAAGCACUUCACGGCUGACAGCGCUCUCCGCCAACAGACGCUGCCUCGCCCCAUGAAGACCCUGCAGCGGUCCUUGUCUGACCCUAAGCCCCUCAGCCCCACCGCCGAGGAGUCUACCAAAGAGAGGUUCUCCCUCUACCAGCACCAGGGGGGACUGGGUAGCCAGGUGUCGGCGCUGCCACCCAACGGCCUGGUCCGCAAGGUGAAGCGGACACUGCCCAGCCCCCCUCCAGAGGAGGCUCACCUGCCCCUGGCUGGCCAGGCCCCCCCACAGCUGUAUGCGGCCAGCCUGCUGCAGCAUGGGCUGGCGGGGCCCACCGCUGUCCCUGCCACCAAGGCCAGCCUGCUCCGGGAGCUGGACCGGGACCUGCGGCUGGUGGAGCAUGAGUCCACCAAGCUGCGCAAGAAGCAAGCGGAGCUGGACGAGGAGGAGAAGGAGAUCGACGCCAAGCUCAAGUACCUGGAGCUGGGUAUCACACAACGUAAAGAGUCUUUGGCCAAAGACCGGGGUGGCCGUGACUACCCGCCCUUGCGUGGUCUCGGUGAGCAUCGUGACUACUUAUCAGACAGCGAGCUCAACCAGCUGCGGCUCCAGGGCUGUGCCACUCCUGCCGGCCAGUAUGCUGACUUCCCUGUCACUGCCGCUGCUCCUGCCACCCCCUCUGGCCCUACUGCCUUCCAACAGCCCCGAUUCCCACCUCCAGCCCCACAGUACACUGCAGGCAGUGGUGGGCCAACUCAGAACGGAUUCCCAGCCCAUCAACCACCCACCUACCCUGGCCCCGGCACAUACCCAGCACCUGCCUUUCCUCCUGGCACCAGUUACCCAGCUGAGCCUAGCCUGCCAAGCCAGCAGGCUUUCCGUCCCACAGGCCACUAUACAGCCCAAACACCCAUGCCAACCACACAGAGCACUCUUUUCCCAGUCCCAGCUGACAGCCGUGCCCCCCACCAGAAGCCACGCCAGACGUCACUAGCCGACUUGGAACAGAAGGUGCCCACUAACUAUGAGGUGAUUGCCAGCCCAGUUGUGGCCAUGUCUUCAGCCCCACCUGAAACCAGCUAUAGUGGCCCAGCAGUAAGCAGCAGCUAUGAUCAAGGCAAGGCUGCUGAGCUGCCCCGGGCCGGGGACCGUAGUGGUGUGAGCCUGAGCUCAGCCUCCACCUACCCCUCUGACUCCCACUACACCAGCCUGGAGCAGAAUGUCCCUCGGAACUAUGUGAUGAUUGAUGACAUCAGUGAGCUGACCAAGGAUAGUAUCUCCACUACCCCUGAUAGCCAGCGACUAGAGCCCCUGGGGCCAAGCAGCAGCGGGCGUCCAGGGAAAGAGCCGGGAGAACCCAGCAUCCUUGAGGGGACUGCAUUGCCCUGCUGCUACACCAGAGGAGAGGAGGAAUCUGAAGAGGACUCUUAUGAUCCCCGUGGGAAGAGUGGCCAUCACCGGAAUCUGGAGAGCAAUGGCCGACCAGCCAGUGCCCACUACUACAGUGACAGCGACUACAGACAUGGAACUCGAGCAGAGAAGUAUGGUCCAGGUCCCAUGGGGCCUAAGCAUCCCUCCAAGAGCCUGGCACCAGCUGCUAUCUCCUCAAAACGUAGCAAGCACCGGAAGCAGGGCAUGGAGCAAAAGAUCUCCAAAUUCUCACCUAUCGAAGAGGCCAAGGAUGUGGAGUCUGACCUGGCCUCCUACCCCUCCCCUGCAGUCAGCAGCAGCCUAGCCUCUCGGGGCAGGAAGUUCCAGGAUGAAAUCACCUAUGGGCUCAAGAAGAAUGUGUAUGAGCAGCAGAGGUACUAUGGGGUGUCCAGUCGGGACCCAGUGGAGGAAGAUGACCGCAUGUAUGGAGGGAGUGGCCGGUCCCGGGUGGCAUCUGCAUAUAGUGGGGAGAAACUGUCCGGCCAUGACUUCAGCAGCCGGGGCAAGGGAUAUGAACGGGAACGGGAAGCCAUGGAGAGACUCCAAAAAGCGGGCCCCAAGCCCUCGUCCCUGAGCAUGGCCCAUGGCCGGUCCCGGCCCCCCAUGCGGAGCCAGGCCUCUGAAGAGGAGAGCCCCGUCAGCCCCUUGGGGCGGCCCCGCCCUGCCGGCGGCACCCUCCCUCCUGGGGACACCUGCCCACAGUUCUGCUCCAGCCACUCCAUGCCUGACGUCCAGGAGCACGUCAAGGAUGGGCCUCGGGCCCACACAUAUAAGCGUGAGGAGGGCUACAUCCUGGAUGACUCCCACUGCGUAGUUUCCGACAGCGAAGCGUAUCACCUGGGCCAGGAGGAGACAGACUGGUUUGAUAAGCCCCGGGAUGCCCGCUCUGACCGGUUCAGGCACCACGGGGGCCAUGCAGUCUCCUCCUCCUCCCAGAAGCGAGGCCCUGCCAGGCACAGCUACCACGACUACGAUGAGCCCCCCGAGGAGGGCCUGUGGCCACAUGAUGAGGGUGGCCCGAGCCGCCACACCUCAGCCAAGGAACACCGGCACCACAGUGACCACGGGCGGCACUCAGGCCGCCACACUGGUGAGGAGCCGGGCCGGCGUGCUGCCAAACCACACACUCGGGACCUGGGCCGCCAUGAGGCCCGGCCUCACCCUCAGCCCAGCCCUGCCCCGGCCAUGCAGAAGAAGGGUCAGCCUGGGUACCCCAGCUCCGCUGAAUAUUCACAGCCAUCCCGUGCUCCGUCAGCAUACCAUCAUGCCUCUGACAGCAAGAAGGGCUCCCGGCAGGCCCACUCGGGGCCCACUGCACCACAGCCAAAGCCAGAACCCCAGCUGCAGUCACAAGGUCGGCAGGCAGCUCCUGGGCCACAGCAAUCACAGCCGCCACCAUCAAGGCAGACACCCUCGGCAACAGCAUCACGCCAGCCACAGACGCAGCAGCAGCAGCAGCAGCAGCAGCAGCAGCAGCAGCAGCAGCUACAGCCCCCUCAGCAGGCCCCAGCGCAGGCUCGGCUGCAGCAACAGGGCCAGCAAGCUACCCGGGGCCCAGCCUCUGCUGCCAGCCAGCCAGCAGGGAAGGCUCAGCCAGGCCCCCCAACAGUCACAGGCUCCCAGCCAGCAGGACCGCCACGGGCAGAGCAGGCAAAUGGCUCUAAAGGGACAGCUAAAGCACCCCAACAGGGGAGGCCUCCUCAGGCCCAGCCACCACCAGGACCUGGACCUGCAGGCAUGAAGGCCGGAGCCAGGCCUGGAGGGACCCCAGGGGCUCCUGCCGGCCAGCCAGGCGCCGAUGGUGAGAGUGUGCUCUCCAAAAUCCUCCCUGGUGGGGCAGCAGAGCAGGCUGGCAAGCUGACAGAAGCUGUCUCUGCUUUUGGCAAAAAGUUCUCCUCAUUCUGGUGACCAUGCCCUGCAGGGCUCUUGAAGAGACGAAAGGAGAUGAUAUCAUUGCUGUGGAAAAAUCUCUGGAGUCAGAGGCCUGGGCACAGCUCUGGACUCUGCGUAUAACACAUCUGCAAUCUGGCAAACCCUUGGCCCAAAGACUCACACGAGGUGGGACGUGGCAGGCAGGCCUCCGUUGAGAACGGGAUGUUUUCUAACAGCAGCUGUCUGGGUGAAGCAUCUGCUGGACACGUUGAGACCACUGGCCCCGGGGGACCCGUGAUUGUCUUUCCAGAGACACUGCUCUCCUCAGGGCGCCACCUUCAAGGAAUAGCCUUCGCUGGGAGGGAGGAGCCCUCUCCGGACACCCUGCCACCUCGGCAGUCCUGCUGCUCUUCCCACAGCCGCCUUUCUGCGGCCCGGCCAGCCAGGCUUCCUAUGCGUUAUACACAGAGUUUGGGCACAGGCUGCCUCUUUUUGACGGACACUGCCCUCCCUCCACGAUGCCAGAAGUUUUUCCACAGCCUUGGAGAGGGGCUUUGACUGAGGGCUGGGGGCCCCGGGCUCCGUUUCCUUCACAUUCCAGCUGGCCCGGAUCCCUCUGUGGCCACAGGGCCCUGCUCCCCUCACCCUGCCCUCUGGGUGACAUCGGAGCAGACUUCCAUGUGGCCAGCAUGGGGUUGGGAGAACUUUACAAAUAUUAGGACCUAACACUGUCUCAUCGCUGAAAUAAGAGGCCAUAGCACCGAAAAGCAGCGUGGGCACUGGCUGAGGCUUCUCCCAGCCCAUGGGUGGCAGCAUGCUAGCACGCCUGCCACCAUCUCAAAGCCAUCCGCCCCCCCCCCCGCCCCCCCCCGAACUCCCCAGCCAUUGUGAGCAUCCCAGCGACACCGCCAUCAUCUUGAGCAGCCAGCUCCUUGUUCAUACACCUGGGGAUUUCUUUUGAUUUCAAGAACAGCCUUAAUCAUUUCAGUUUG